Molecule: messenger RNA, 2435 nt
Organism: Helianthus annuus (common sunflower)
Lineage: Eukaryota; Viridiplantae; Streptophyta; Magnoliopsida; Asterales; Asteraceae
Product: probable methyltransferase PMT3
Exons: 8
Coding region: 353-2206 (617 amino acids)
Cellular component (GO): cytoplasm; endosome; trans-Golgi network
Molecular function (GO): methyltransferase activity
Source: RefSeq, a predicted model, not a curated record
ACCUUGUGCGAACACUACUUAUUGCAUCUAUACUGUAUAACUAUCAGAUCUACCAUUUAUUCUGUUUAAAACCUAACAAAUUCCCACUCAAUUUCCACUAAUUCAACUCUCAAAUUGAAGAUUCUGAGAUCAGAUCUUGUUAUCCGUACGCAGGUUGGUCGGACAAUAACCCUGGUAUCUCAUAUUUGGAAUCGUCUUUUGGUUCUGAGCGCAGUUUGGAAAAAAAGCGCCAUAUUAUUCAACCGGGGUCUGUCAUCCAUCGAAGAAAUUAUGAGAUCGUUCUUGUGAUCUAUAAAUUGCAUUAGAAGUGAAAACCGAUUAACAUUGUGGGGUAUCAAACAUAACGUUAAUUAUGAGAGGAAGACCAGAUGGAUCUAAGAAGCGUUUGCUCACAACUUUUAUUCUUGUAGCAGCUGCCCUUCUUUUCCUGUAUUUGUAUUUCGGCUCUCAGAAUCAAGGUGAGUCAGCUCUAGAGUAUGGCAGCCGGUCUCUAAGGAAGCUUGGAUCAUCCUACUUAGGCGGUGAUGAAGAAUCUGAUCUUGGCAACAAGCAAGAUGAGUUUAAAUUUGGUCUGGAUGAUGGCGAUGGCAUUGUACCAAAAAGUUUUCCCGUUUGUGAUGAUCGAUACUCUGAACUGAUACCUUGCUUAGACCGUAAUCUUAUCUACCAGAUGAGAUUGAAGUUGGAUUUGUCUUUGAUGGAGCACUAUGAAAGGCAUUGUCCUCUGCCUGAAAGACGGUUUAACUGCUUGAUACCUCCUCCAACAGGGUACAAGGUCCCCAUUAAGUGGCCAAAGAGCAGAGAUGAAGCAUGGAAAGCAAACAUACCACAUACCCACCUUGCACAUGAAAAAUCAGACCAAAACUGGAUGGUUGUGAAAGGUGAAAAGAUCAUAUUCCCAGGUGGAGGAACUCAUUUCCACUACGGAGCUGAUAAGUACAUUAAAUCACUUGCAAAUAUGCUCAACUUCUCAAAAGAUAACAUGAACAACGAAGGAAACUUACGAACCGUUCUUGACGUUGGAUGUGGAGUUGCAAGUUUCGGUGGUUAUCUUCUUUCAUCCGACAUCAUUGCAAUGUCAUUAGCACCUAAUGAUGUGCAUCAAAAUCAAAUCCAAUUCGCUCUAGAACGAGGCAUUCCUGCAUAUCUCGGUGUUCUCGGAACAAAAAGACUUCCGUACCCCAGUAGAUCUUUCGAACUUGCCCAUUGUUCUCGUUGUAGAAUCGAUUGGCUUCAAAGGGACGGUAUCCUUCUACUUGAGUUGGAUCGGUUGCUUAGACCCGGUGGCUACUUUGCUUACUCGUCUCCUGAAGCGUAUGCGCAAGAUGAAGAGGAUCUUCGAAUAUGGAAAGAAAUGAGUGCACUUGUUGAACGCAUGUGCUGGAAAAUAGCUGCGAAAAGGAACCAAACUGUCAUUUGGGUCAAACCUUUGACUAAUGAUUGUUACAUGGAGAGAGCUCCUGGUACUCAGCCGCCUCUUUGUCGGUCAAAUGAUGAUCCCGAUGCUGUGUAUGGUGUAAACAUGGAAGCGUGCAUUACACCUUACUCUGAACAUGAUCACGCAAGUAAAGGAAGUGGAUUGGCUCCAUGGCCAGCUAGGUUAACAUCGCCACCUCCUCGUCUUGCCGACUUUGGCUAUUCAAGGGAUAUGUUUGAAAAGGACACGGAGUUGUGGCGUAAGAGGGUUGAGAAUUACUGGGAUCUGUUGAGCCCAAAAAUAUCGGCUAAUACGAUAAGGAACGUGAUGGACAUGAAGGCAAAUUUGGGCUCAUUUGGAGCUGCUUUGGGGAAGAAAGAUGUUUGGGUGAUGAAUGUUGUCCCUGAAGAUGGACCCAACACAUUGAAGCUUAUUUACGAUAGAGGCUUAAUCGGCUCAAUUCAUAACUGGUGUGAAGCAUACUCGACUUACCCACGUACAUACGAUCUUCUCCAUGCUAGCAACGUGUUCUCAGACAUUAUCGAAAGGAAAGGAUGCAGUGGUGAAGAUUUGUUGAUCGAGAUUGAUCGUAUCCUCAGGCCCACGGGCUUCCUAAUCGUUCGGGACAAAAAGCCCGUUAUCGACUUUGUGAAGAAAUACUUAGCCGCGAUACAUUGGGAAACCGUGGCGACGGCAGAUUCAACGUCGGAAUCAGAUGGAGAUGAUGUUGUGCUUAUAGUCCAAAAGAAACUAUGGCUCACAAGUGAAAGCUUGAGGGAAACAGAUUAAGUUUUGAACCUAAAACACCACUUUAAACAAAGGUAUUAUAUGUGGGGGGUUUUGUAGCAUCAAAUUGUGACUUUAGUAUCUUCUUAUGAGUUAGUUGAUUUAUUUUUAUGAUAUGCGUUUGCGUCUACAAACUCCUAUUUUUAUAAUUUUAUAUGUGUAUUAUUUUAGUUGGAUUUAAUUUAAAUAAUAAUUAAUCCAAAUAUGCAUACGUUUGAUAAGUGAUGCAAAA